GCGUCAGUAGACAGUGCAGCGAAGAUGGCGUGCUGUGGUAACUGUUUUUGUUGUCACUGCUGUUGCCGGGAUGGAGAGACCCGCACACCCGAGGAACUGACAAUACUUGGGGAAACUAGAGAUGAAGAGGACGAAAUUCUGCCAAGGAAAGAUUAUGAGAGCUUGGAUUAUGACAGAUGCAUUAACGAGCCCUAUGUUGAGGUCUUGGAGGGUAUGGACAAUAAGAAAGCCAAAAAGUACGAAGCUGUUAAAUGGAUAAUGGUGUUUGCUAUAGGCGUAUCCAUAGGCCUGGUGGGCUUUCUCGUGGACUUUUUUGUACGACUCUUCACCCAGAUCAAAUUCAGCUUGGUCGGAAAAUCUGUAGAAGAGUGCAGCGAGAAAGGCUGCCUCGCCCUGUCACUUCUCCAGCUCCUGGCUUUCAACUUGGCCUUCAUCUUCAUUGCCAGUGUGCUAGUUCUCAUUGAGCCUGUAGCUGCAGGGUCAGGUAUCCCAGAGAUCAAAAGUUACCUGAACGGAGUUAAAAUUCCAGGGAUCGUCAGACUUCGAACGUUCCUCUGCAAGGUCUUCGGGGUGCUGUUUACCGUAGCAGGAGGUCUGUUUGUGGGGAAGGAGGGCCCAAUGAUCCACAGUGGAGCCAUCGUAGGAGCUGGCCUCCCCCAGUUCCAGAGCAUCACUUUUAAGAAGAUCCGCUUUGAUUUCCCGUACUUUCGCAGUGACAGGGACAAGAGGGACUUUGUCUCGGCGGGAGCGGCUGCAGGCGUGGCAGCUGCGUUUGGGGCGCCCAUAGGGGGCACUCUCUUCAGUCUGGAGGAGGGCUCCUCCUUCUGGAACCAGGCGCUCACUUGGAAAGUGCUCUUCUGCUCCAUGUCAGCCACAUUCACCCUUAACUUCUUCCGCUCGGGAAUCAACUACAACAAGUGGGGAUCCUUCCAACUUCCUGGUCUGCUCAAUUUUGGAGAGUUCAAGUGUCUAGACGGGGACAAAAGUUGCCACCUGUGGACGGUGGUGGACCUGGCCUUUUUUGUUUUGAUGGGAGUAGUAGGUGGGCUGCUGGGAGCUCUCUUCAACUGUGUUAACAAGAGACUGGCCAAGUAUCGCAUGAAGCAUGUCCACCCCAAGGCCAAGUUUGUCAGGGUCUUGGAGAGUCUGCUGGUUACCAUGGUGACAACGGUGGUGAUAUUUACAGUGUCCAUGACGUUGGGUGAAUGUCGGGAUUUGCCCACUCCAACUCCAAUUCCCACAAUCUACAACACCACAGCCCUGGUGGAUCAGAAUGAAAACACCAACUCUACAAUCCGACAGUUCUUCUGUCCUAAUAACACCUACAACGACAUGGCUACUCUCUUCUUCAACCCCCAGGAAGUGGCCAUCCACCAGCUCUUUCACCAGGACGGAACAUUCAGCCCUGUGACACUGUCAGUGUUCUUCCUCCUCUACUUCCUGUUGGCCUGUUGGACCUAUGGAGUGUCCGUACCCAGCGGCCUCUUUGUGCCCUCACUGCUCUGUGGUGCUGCUUUUGGACGUCUGGUGGCCAACCUCCUGAAAAUAAACCUGGGAAUGCACAUCUACUCGGGGACCUUUGCUCUGAUUGGUGCAGCCGCCUUCCUCGGGGGCGUGGUUCGCAUGACCAUCAGCCUGACAGUCAUUCUCAUCGAAUCGACAAAUGAAAUCACAUACGGGCUUCCCAUCAUGAUAACACUAAUGGUAGCCAAAUGGACAGGGGAUUUCUUCAACAAGGGCAUUUAUGACAUCCAUAUAUUACUGAAAGGAGUGCCACUGCUGGAAUGGGAGACUGAGGUGGAAAUGGAUAGACUGACAGCCAGUGAUAUCAUGGAGCCCAACCUGACCUACGUGUACCCCCAUACCCGUAUCCAGUCUCUGGUCAGCAUCCUGCGCACCACCGUCUACCAUGCCUUCCCCGUGGUAACCGAGAACCGCCACAAUGAGCGGGAGUUCAUGAAGGGAAACAUCCUGGUCAGCAACAACAUCCGCUUCAAGAAAGCGAGCGUGCUGACGCGUGCCGGGGAGCAGAGACGGCGGUGCCAGUCUAUGAAGUCGUACCCAUCCAGCGAGCUGAAGAACGUGUGUGACGAGCAGCUUCCUGUGGCGGAGCCGGCAGAGGAGGGCCAGGACAUGCUGCAGCAGAUGCUGGAGAGGAGACACGUGCCGUACCCUAACCUGUACCCAGACCAGUCCCCCAGUGAGGACUGGACCAUGGAGGAGCGUUUCCGCGCCCUCACCUUCCACGGGCUCAUCCUCCGCUCCCAGCUGGUCAACCUGCUUAUCCGAGGGGUCUGCUACGCUGAGAACCAGUCGAGUGCCACCCAGCCCAGACUGUCCUACGCAGAGAUGACGGAGGACUACCCCCGCUUCCCUGACAUCCAUGACUUGGAUCUGGCCCUUCUCAACCCCCGCAUGAUAGUGGAUGUCACCCCCUACAUGAACCCAUGCCCCUAUACGGUGUCCCCAAACACGCAUGUGUCCCAAGUAUUCAACCUGUUCAGGACCAUGGGUUUACGACACCUGCCAGUGGUCAAUGCUGUGGGGGAGAUUGUGGGAAUCAUCACCAGACACAAUUUAACCCACGAGUUCCUGUUGGCCAAACUCAGGCAGCACUACAUCACCAUUUGAGCUUCUGAUUGCAAAAUCCAAAUGCUUUAAAACAGCACGGUCCUGCACAAGUUUCCAUGAACCUGGACCUCUGACCGGAACUUUCUUAUGUCUGUAUAUGUUUUUGCGACACACACGCACACACACACAUACUCUUUAAGAAACCCACUAAACAGCACUGCAUCCAUGUGCCUAUGACAGGCAGACACAUUCCUGUUGUGUACACCUGGAAGAUCAAGUGAUGAUGUUCUUUCUGCUAAGAUGACUUCCCCCUGAUCCUCUCCCAUCCUCUGUACCUUUCCUACCAUCAUGGUUGAACAGUCAGUGUACUAGCUUUACCAACCACGCUUUACCUUCUGCAUGACAGGAGCACUUUUCAUUUGGACUGUACAUUUCAAGUUUAUUUUGGAUUUACUGUGUAUGUGAAUGAAUUUGCACUAAUGCUAUGUGUGUCCUGUGAAGGGCUAUGAUCAAAGUAGACUUUCAGUGGUAGCAAGGGAUCAAAAUGUAAGAACAAUUUCUUACCAACACAGAUUUGUGGAAUUACAUUAACAAACCAUACUAUUGCACUGGACCUACAUAAAGCUUAAGAAGGUAGAUAUUUCACUGAUAUUCAGGCAGUGGUCGUGUUUUAAGAGGAAUAGAUCUUUAAGGGGGCUGUCAUUGACCAAGAUUCUUCUUCUUGAAAUUUUGGUUUGGGCAUGUCAGUUUGAAUUGUAAAUCUCCCUGGAUAUUCUGUUGACUGAAGCCAGACUAAUUGAAGUUGACCUUAGCUGUGGUGUCACUGGAUAGAUUUCAAGGCGUAAUAUGGAUAUAUAUUGGAAAAUCAAUAACAUACGGUGUUCUUGCAAGCCAGUUUUAACUCUUCAAUAUAGGUUUGGUUUGCACUAAGGACUCAUGUAUUGCUAAGGGAUGAAGUUAGGACCAAACUUAUUAACCCUGGAACUCUUAGUUUGACAGUUUCUUUCAGUCAUGAUGACAAAAUGUGAUGGCACAUAUUUAUAUAUUUUGCAUUCCUGAUUCCUGGAGUCAUUAUUUUGCUCAGUGUUUUAUUUAAGAAUUUAUUUUUAUGAAAUUGUAAUUUUAUUAUUUGCUCAAUGGAUCAAAUGACAUGUAAUUACAUUGCGUGAAACAACAUGGACUAAUGUUGUUGUCCUGUCAACUAUUAUUUGUAGACUAGCCAUGUGUUUGUGUUAGUUUAAAGAUAUGUUUUUAUAUCAUGUUACUUUAUAAUACUUUAUAAAUGUCAAUGUAUCUGUACAGGGAACAUGAAUCAGAUGAUAUUAUAUGAAGACUAGAACAAAUUAUAAAUGUUCUACUGCUAAGCCAGUUGUCAGAUUCAGAGGGACUGUUUUGCCAAUAUAACCGUGUGACAUAUUAAGUAUGUCUGCUAUGAAUAUUAAGGCAUUUAUUUGUACUUGUUGAGGAAUUUGUAAAGCUUUGACAAAUAUAGGACACAAGCUCAUGGCAGACACAUCAGGCCCUCCAGAGAUCAGAAGCAGAAACUCCACUGUCGUGUGCCUUGACAUUUCUCUCCAAUAAAUACCAGUUUGAUUUGUAAA
Messenger RNA from Hypomesus transpacificus, 4172 nucleotides. RefSeq names its product chloride channel 6 (gene clcn6). The record is from RefSeq and is a predicted model, not a curated record. Gene Ontology annotation, cellular component: intracellular membrane-bounded organelle; lysosomal membrane. Gene Ontology annotation, molecular function: voltage-gated chloride channel activity. The coding region runs from base 25 to 2631 and encodes 868 amino acids. NCBI's taxonomy places the organism in Eukaryota, Metazoa, Chordata, Actinopteri, Osmeriformes, Osmeridae. The transcript is spliced from 23 exons. Gene Ontology annotation, biological process: transmembrane transport; chloride transport.